CUUCCCGUCGCAUGUUGCGCGUUCCUUAGCGGAGAGAUGAUAGAAAUGACACUUUCAUUAAACACAGAACUCACUAAAUCCAUAUAAACAGUGUUUUGUUUUGUUAAUCGUCUCAGAGAUUGAACGCGUUUUUCUGAAGCGAUGGAUGCGUCACGAGAGUUCACGGAUUUAAUAGCAGAUACGCGCGAACAACCCGAAAAGAAGAUCCUCCACGUGCUGUCAAAACUAAAAGAUGUUGUGGACAGGAAGUCUUUAGGAGAUCAGAGGGAUCUGGAGGAGUGUAAACGGACUCUUUACUCUCAUGGUGUUCUGCAGUAUUGCUCAUCUUCUCUGAGAUUCAGUCCAGCUCAGAUUCAAGGAGGAUGUGCGGUUCUGACUCAGAUGGCAGACAUCCUCAGCUCGUGCUGUGUGGGUCUGGGGUCUUUCAGAGGCAUGGAGGUGUUCAGUCACGAAUUUCUGCCUCCGGUGGCUGAGAACCUUCUUUUCCUGGCAGACCGUCUCAUGAACAGAGCUCUGAGGGACAAGGCACAGAAUGAGAUGAUUCGUUUGUUCAGAAGAGUCUUCGGUUCCAUCGGCUGGCUCCUCAGGGCUCACAGACAUCUUAGUCAUCAUGUAUUAAGGUCUAAGUAUUAUGAGAGAAUCCAGAUGUGUGAGGACGAUGACGUCUCGGUUGUUACUGUUACGAUGUGGAACGAGCUCUUCAGGGCAGAGAGCGCUGUUGUAGAUGAGAUGGGAAUCCGUGCUCUGACUGGAAUCUUGGAUGAUAUUGUGUAUAAAAUGUCCAGUAGCUCGAAUCCUGUGAUCGGCAGAGCCGCUGUGAAAACACUCGUCAUAAUAAUGGACCACAGCAGCUCGAGCCAUCAGCUCAUUCACAGACAAUACAAAGGUUUGGCUGAUUUGGUCGUGAAAGACUGGCGCGGUAAAGGAUUUGACUCAGUACUGGAUCAACUUAUCGACCGACUGCAGUCAGAGACUUUUCAGAGAGACACUGAGGAGUUGUCCGAGGAGAUGGUGAGAGCCGCGUGUGUGAUCCAGGCGGCUUGGAGAGCCCAUCAGACCAGAAAAAGACUGAAGAAACUCCCGCGAGCCGUCAGCACAAUCCAGCGGAGCUUCAGAGAAAAGCGCAGACGGCAACAAGAAGAUGCUGAGAGACAGCGGGCAGAGGAGGAAUUACGUCACCAAGUGUGUCUGAGAAGACAGAGAGCCAUGAGACAGUUCCGUCAACGGCAGCUUCAUCUCAUGGAGAUACUUCCAGCCGCUCAGGUGGAGAGAUAUCUGGGGGAGCUGGAGAAACAGGCAGUUGUGCUCAUUCAGAGAGUUUGGAGAGGUCACAGAGAGAGACGACGUUUCCAUCGACACAAAUACAGUCUCAGACAACACAGAGCUGCUGUCAUUCUGCAGAGAGUUAUUCUGCGGUUCCUGAAGCGCCGUAAAGCACAACAAAGCACUCUGACACCGACGAAAGGAAUCAAAGGAUUGACUGACAGCAGGAGGGCGGAGCUUAGGCGACAGACAGAAGAGCACAUCUCUCUGCAUCCUUCAUCAGUGAUGUCAGCCGAGGGCAGCGUGGAGCUCAAUCAGAGAGCUCAGAGUCUCCUGCAUCAGCACCUGAUCAACAGAGCGUCCGGUCGGCCGAGAGAACACCACAGACACGCUCUGCUCGCUCAGAUCAACACAGACCUCGAGCUUUUACUCAAUGCUCCGUCACUUAAGGGUGCCCAAGCGGAGGAUGUCGGCCUGUACUUAAGCCGUUCCCGUCCUGUGGCCACACGUGCCCGUCAAUCCCAUAAUGCCGUGAUCCAGAGCAUGCGUCUGCCGUGGUGGAGGAUGCUGGGAGAUGAGUUCUCCAGUCCGGAGGAGCUUCCCGGGAAAGAUUACGAUAUGGACAUGGAGUCAUUGUAUCUGGGUGGAAAUGAAAGGAGUUGAGGAGGUGUUUAUGGGAUUUUCAGGAAACUUUAUUUGGAAUAUUUCUCAUGCAUGAGCGUUCCUGAUGAAAGGAAAAAUGUCUGGACAGAAACAUUUCUUUUCUGGAUGAUUUGAACAUUAGACGUUACAGUACAAUCUUCAGCGCGGAUCCUCUUAAAUCUAAGAUGUGAAUAUGAAUGCAUGUACAGAAAUCAUUCAGACACAGAACUGCUGAAACAUUGAUGGUCGUCAAUGCCAAACAAAAUUUUUUACACUUGACAUUUAUACAGUAAUACAAGCAUUAUCUCGUACGCCAGUCAAUGUGUUUUACAGUUUUUUAAAUUACGGUUCAGUAUUUCAGGUAUGUAGUGAUAUACACAACUUUUGUAGUGAUGUUUCUUCCUCAUUUUGUGAAGCUGGUGUAAGUCCUUCUCUUAUCAGUCACUGGAUUUCACUUAUCGUUCUUUAUUAAAAGACAUUUUUUAUAUUUUU
This is a messenger RNA of Triplophysa dalaica, 2397 nucleotides long. RefSeq names its product IQ calmodulin-binding motif-containing protein 1-like. Gene Ontology annotation, molecular function: calmodulin binding. The transcript has 13 exons. The coding region runs from base 142 to 1926 and encodes 594 amino acids. Gene Ontology annotation, cellular component: cilium. The record is from RefSeq and is a predicted model, not a curated record. Gene Ontology annotation, biological process: cilium assembly. NCBI's taxonomy places the organism in Eukaryota, Metazoa, Chordata, Actinopteri, Cypriniformes, Nemacheilidae.